Messenger RNA from Drosophila kikkawai, 534 nucleotides. RefSeq lists its product as uncharacterized. The record is from RefSeq and is a predicted model, not a curated record. Lineage: Eukaryota; Metazoa; Arthropoda; Insecta; Diptera; Drosophilidae.
AUGUUAGCCGUGGUCAUCUUUGGCGUAGUCCUGUUGUCCUCAGUGCAAGUGGAGACCAAGUUCAAGAGUCUACACUGCACCAACUACAACAAAACCCUGGGCGAAAUUAAACUAUGCAAAAUCAAGGCCAUCAACCGAUAUAGAAACUCGAUUAGUAUUCAGUUUAGGCAAAAGACAACUGUCCAUAAUGUGAAUAUGCGUCUUGAGUUAUUCAAACGAGCCAAUGGCUGGCGUCCUUUUCUCUACAAUAUAUCAUUUAAUUUGUGUGAUUUUCUAUCAAAAAGAAACAACAUGAUCGUGCGACUUGGCUAUGAGUAUAUUAAGCCCUAUAUACCCAUUACCAACUACACCUGCCCUUUUAAGAAAGGACACUUGAUAAAAGUAACGGAUCUGGAGUUUGAUAUUGAAAAAUUUCGCAUUCGUUUCCCCAUAGAAACGGGCGAGUACGCUAUUCAGCUGAGCUUCAUAGUAGCGAGAAUUGUGACCUUGACACUGAAUGGAUCUGCGGAAUACUACAAUUAUCGAGAGCACUAG